UCUGUCCGUUCUCUUUUCUCCCCGGUGGCGGGCUGGCUGGACGGGCUCUGGUGAGACGGAAGGAAAAGGAUUUCCGCAGUUGGAGCCCGGCUUGGCUCCCCAUCGCCCCACGGAGCUGGCCGUCUUGGCACUUACUGAUUAAAGAGAAAUGAAUAUCAUCAUUUUCCACUUUGAUACUUGAGUUUCCCUGGCGUAUCCUUGGAGUCACAGAAGAAUUUGAUUACAUAUUUUACCAUUAAACUCAAAGGAUGGACGUUACCAGUUUGUCCUGUGGAAGUCCUCUUUUUGGGGCCCAAGUCUGCAGCCAAGGAGAAGAAACAGAGGGGGAAAGCACAUUGGUUGAUUGCCUGAAAAACUAUAAUAAGGGUGAGGCUGUGGAUUUCACUCAAGAGGAGCAGUCUACAAAGGACCCAACUCAGAAGAGCAUACCUAGUGAUGUGGCAGUGGGGGACUCUACAAAGCUGGCCUCUGUAGGAUGUCAGACACUUACCAAGCCCAGUGCUUUGACUUGUUUGACAAAAGAAUUGGUAACCGCAAAGAGAGGAGUUCUUCAAGAAUUGGAAAAACAUCUACAAACCAAAGAUUUAACACUAGAGCAAGGUUUUUUGACAAGACAUACCUUCAUGGAGACACAUCAGGUGGAUGCAGUGACCUUUGAGGAUGUGUCUGUGGACUUUACCCAGGAAGAGUGGACUUCACUGGAUCCAAUUCAGAGAAGCCUUUACAGAGACGUGAUGCUGGAGAACUACCGGAACCUGGCCACAGUAGGAGGUCAGUUGUUCAAACCCAGCCUGAUCUCUUGGUUGGAGCAAAAAGUAGAGUUGACAAUAGUGGAGCAAGGAAUUCUCCAAGAAUGGGAAAUGCACCUUAAGACAAAAGGGACAGCACUUGAGGAGGAUAUAUUUUGGUCAGAUAGGUCAAAUGGAAAGCAACUGGGAAGAAAGCACAAUGGAGGGGUGCUUGGCAACUCUAUGCAAGUUGGAAGAGUUUUCAGUGAAGAUGCAUGCCCUCAGACUCACGUUAGUAGGCUAAAUACAGAGAACACGUCAGAGAGUAAUUUGUGUGGAAAAGACUUGCUGCCACCACAUAAAGAGACGUCUACUGAAAAGAACAUUUUUCAGUUGGACCAGUGUGUAAAAUCUUUCACUUUGACUCCAGAUGUUUCACAGAAAAUGUGCUCUCUGGGAAAAUCCACUGAAUGCAGUGACUGUGGGAAAACCUUCCUUACCCACUUAGAACUUGAGGCACAUAGUUCUUGUCAUAGUGGAAAGAGUCAGUGUGGACAAGCUUUUACUCUUCCUGUAAGUCAUAAUGAGCAUGUUGUAAUUCCCCCUGAAAAAAAAUACUAUGAAUGUAAGAAAUGUGAAAAAGUCUUUACACAUCCUAUCUACCUUAAUGUCCAUAUGCAAAGCCACACUGUGGAGAAACCCUAUGACUGUAAGGAAUGUGGGAAAGCCUUCACUGAGCGCUCAAGUUUAAUUGUGCAUCUACGCCAGCACACUCGAGAGAAGUCUUAUGAGUGCAAGGAAUGCGGGAAAACCUUCAUUCAACCCUCACGCCUUACAGAACAUAUGAGAAGUCACACAGGAGAGAAACCAUAUCAGUGUGACCAGUGUGGGAAUGCCUUUGCAUCUUCUUCUUACCUUACUACACAUUUGAGAACUCAUACCGGAGAGAAGCCCUUUGAGUGUAACAUAUGUGGGAAGGCAUUUACACGUUCCUCUUACCUGCUAGGUCACAUACGAACUCACACCGGAGAAAAGCCCUAUGAAUGUAAAGUAUGCGGGAAAGCGUUCAGUGGUCGUUCUUGGCUUACAAUACACUUACGAAAGCAUACUGGAGAGAGGCCCUAUCCGUGUACAGAGUGUGAGAAAGCCUUCACCAGCUUUGCUCAGCUCACUGAACAUAUAAAAACUCACACUGGUGAAAAGCCCUUUCGUUGUAAGGUAUGUGCAAGGACCUUUAGAAAUUCCUCAUGCCUUAAGACCCAUUUCCGAAUUCACACUGGAAUAAAACCAUACAAAUGUAAUUACUGUGGGAAAGACUUCACUGCACGGUCAGGCCUUACUAAGCAUGUACUAAUUCACAAUGGGGAGAAACCCUAUGAGUGUAAGGAAUGCGGGAAAGCCUUCAGUACAUCCUCUGGCCUUGUUGAACAUAUAAGAAUUCAUACAGGAGAGAAGCCCUUUGAAUGCUAUCAGUGUGGGAAAGCUUUGGCUCAUUCCUCAUCUCUUGUUGGACAUUUAAGAACUCACACUGGAGAGAAACCCUUUGAGUGUAAGCAGUGUGACAAAACAUUUACGCGGUCUUCUUAUCUUCGUAUUCAUAUGCGAACUCACACUGGAGAGAAACCAUACGAGUGUAAGGAGUGUGGGAAGACUUUCCCUGAGCGCUCAUGCCUUACUAAACACAUAAGAACACACACUGGUGAAAGGCCCUAUGAAUGUAAGGAGUGUGGGAAAGGCUUCAUUAGUUUUGCUCAACUUACUGUACACAUAAAAACUCACAGUUCUGAGAGACCUUUUCAGUGUAAGGUGUGCACAAAAUCCUUUAGAAACUCCUCCUCCCUUGAGACCCACUUUCGAAUUCACACUGGAGUAAAACCCUAUAAAUGCACUUACUGUGGGAAAGACUUCACUGCUCGUUCAGGCCUUACUAUACACUUAAGAAAUCACACUGGGGAGAAGUCCUAUGCAUGCCAAGAAUGUGGAAAAGCCUUUAGCACUUCCUCAGGCCUUAUUGCACACAUAAGAAGUCACAAAGGAGAGAAACCCUUUGAAUGUGACCACUGUGGGAAAGCCUUUGCUUCUUCCUCUUAUCUUAAUGUGCAUUUGAAAAUUCACACUGGAGAAAAGCCCUUUCAGUGUACAGUGUGUGGGAAAACAUUUACAUGUUCUUCCUACCUUCCUGUUCACAUGCGAACUCACACUGGAGAAAAGCCUUUUCAGUGUAUAAUAUGUGGAAAGUCAUUUUUAUGGUCCUCGUACCUUCGAGUUCACAUGCGAAUUCACACUGGAGAGAAACCCUAUGUAUGUCAGUACUGUGGAAAAGCCUUUACAGAGCACUCAGGCCUUAAUAAGCAUUUACGGAAACACACAGGAGAGAAACCGUAUGAAUAUAAGGAAUGCAGGGAAUCCUUCACUGCUUCUGCUGAUGCUAAUGAACAUGAGAAUCCCCAUUGGGGGGGAAAGCCUUUGAAUGUAAAGUAUUCAGAAAAUUGUUCUGGAAGCCCUUGAUCCAUCCUUUGCAAUCAGAAUUUAGUCUAUAAAAGUCUUAUAAUAAUCAAUGUAUGAAAGCAUUCAAUUGUCACUGCUGUAAAAGCAACUCAUUCUGAGUUUAAGGCUAUGGGAGAGAUCAAAAUCCCAAGAUCGGUGAACUCUGUCAAGGUUUGUACUAUAGGAGAUGAAAAUCUUUAGUGUUUCCAUGUGUGUUGAUGCAAGACAUGUAGAAAUGUUAUAGUUUUUAAGUUUCUUAGUUCACUUGUAAUCUCACAGUUGAGAAAAAUCUUACUGAAGUUUGGGAAAUAACUUUUUACCUUUGACUUUAUGUGGUGGUUACAGACUGAACACAAACUACGUAUGUGUAAAUAGGGGAUUUGCUUUAGUGUCUUGAAGUUUUGGAUGGCAACACAUGGAUUUCCUGGGUGCUUCUAGAUGAACUUUGAAUAUUUCUAUAUUUGUGUAUUUUUAUGACUUCAAUUAUAAAUUUCUAAAUUUCAUUAUAGGUUUUCCUUUUUAAAAUAUUUCUGUUUGAUGUGAUUGAAAACUAUUGUUUAUACCUGGGUCUAAUAUAUGUCCCAUGCUGGCAUUGUGAACUAAUGAACACAGUCACUACUUAUUUCGUUUGUUGUCACAUGCGCCCCUCUUCCCCUUUGUCUUUUUUUGAGUUACUUUCACUUUUUGACCUUGACGAGUAUGAAAAUCAUGUAGUCUAGACUGAUCGAGCUCAUGGUAGUCCUGGCUCAGUCUCCUUAGUGUCGAGAUGGCAGGUACAAGCUAUCAUACCUGACUCUAACUGUCUUAAAGUAAUGUCACAUAGUGUUUACGUACUUACAUAAGAUGAUUUGGGUCUGACCAAGACAACCCCUUUCUUUGAGUUCCCAGUCUCUGGUAGCCGCUACCCUUUCUCUGGUUGGAGUUUAGCUUUUCUUUAGUCUCUACUUGUUAAGUCAUGUAGUAACAAGUAGUAUCUGUAUUAACUAUUCUUAGGUUUUUAUUUUUUAUUUUUUGUGCCAGGGUCUUGUCGCUCAAACUGACUCCCAAACUCCCAGCCUUUCUGCUUCAGGCAUGUGCCAUCAUAUCUAGCUGUUUAUAUGAGUUUAAGUUUACAUGGUAGAGCUGUGUUGUGGUCAGUUAAUUGUUUUAGGACAUUUAAUUAUCCUUUGGUAUGUCUAUGGAUACUUAGUUUCCAUACCUUGACUGUUGGGAGUAUUGCUGCCUUGAAUGCUAGUGUAGCUGUCUCUUUUUAGUUAAUGAUCUUAUGUCCUCAGAUGCAGUCCCCAAAGUGGGUUUGUUACAGUAAUGACACGUGUACUUUUAAUUCAGUAUGUAUGGACUAUUCUGUAAUGGCCAUCAGUUCAUAUCCCCAGUGAUGUACCUAGUCUUUUUAUUGCUUAUCUUUUUACUUUUUUCUUUCUAUGUGCCAUUUUGAAA
Microtus ochrogaster (prairie vole) is the source of this 4652-nucleotide messenger RNA. Its product is annotated as zinc finger protein 560. Gene Ontology annotation, molecular function: RNA polymerase II cis-regulatory region sequence-specific DNA binding; DNA-binding transcription factor activity, RNA polymerase II-specific. Gene Ontology annotation, biological process: regulation of transcription by RNA polymerase II. Gene Ontology annotation, cellular component: transcription regulator complex; PcG protein complex; nucleus. Lineage: Eukaryota; Metazoa; Chordata; Mammalia; Rodentia; Cricetidae. The record is from RefSeq and is a predicted model, not a curated record.